Molecule: messenger RNA, 500 nt
Organism: Sinocyclocheilus grahami
Lineage: Eukaryota; Metazoa; Chordata; Actinopteri; Cypriniformes; Cyprinidae
Product: 40S ribosomal protein S14-like
Exons: 4
Coding region: 1-465 (154 amino acids)
Biological process (GO): translation
Cellular component (GO): ribosome
Molecular function (GO): structural constituent of ribosome
Source: RefSeq, a predicted model, not a curated record
AUGAGAAUUAACAACAAACAAGGGGGUACAGAUUUGGAACCACGUGAGGUUGACUCUUGUCAUUUUUGGGUGGACAAAUUCUUUUCAGGUGAUGUUUAUCAUUUACAUUUGGGUGGUCAUCAUCUUCUGAAUGAGUUUUCCUUCCUCUUGAUCUUCAGAGAAACAAUCUGCCGUGUUACUGGUGGGAUGAAGGUGAAGGCCGACAGAGACGAGUCCUCUCCUUAUGCUGCUAUGUUGGCGGCUCAGGAUGUGGCUCAGAGAUGCAAGGAGCUGGGAAUCACCGCCCUUCACAUCAAGCUGAGGGCCACUGGUGGAAACAGAACCAAGACACCUGGACCAGGGGCACAGUCUGCCCUCAGGGCUCUGGCUCGUUCCGGCAUGAAGAUUGGCCGUAUCGAGGACGUCACCCCCAUUCCGUCAGACAGCACCCGCAGAAAGGGAGGUCGUCGUGGACGACGUCUGUAAACUAUUGGAUUUUUUUCUGAAUAAAACGUCAUAUA